Molecule: messenger RNA, 621 nt
Organism: Alternaria ventricosa
Lineage: Eukaryota; Fungi; Ascomycota; Dothideomycetes; Pleosporales; Pleosporaceae
Exons: 1
Coding region: 1-621 (206 amino acids)
Source: RefSeq, a predicted model, not a curated record
AUGUCACUUGAAUCAUCUCAGAAGAUUAUCGAUAUCCUAGAGAUUCUACACGAUCAAGGGUUACUAGGUAUAGAGCUCAGCCAUUUCGCAAUGUCGUGGACUGACUAUGAUGCAGAAACCUUCCUCCCCUGGGAUCUUGAUGCACUCUUUGUAUCAACUAUGGUCGUCAUCUUGACGCGUUUCAUCGACCCUAGUCUAAUGGACGACCAGAGGCCCUAUCUAGGCAAAGCCUACAGCUUCUUCAAUACCAUCAUGUCUAGCGGUAACCGUAUCGCAGGAUUUCGCAACGUGGAGCUCCGCAAGCUUGAUGAGAUGUUGGCGGAGUACUCCGAGAAUAGGGAGCGGCCAUUAACAUCACCUAACACUAUCGGUCUGGAACCAAACAUGCAACGUCCACUCUCAUUCCCUCCAGGCUAUCAAUCUGUAGCCGGUCUGCCGAAUUCGCAAGAUACGGUGCGCCCUCCAUCUUAUACAGGAAUCAGUGAUGAAGGGAGUGGAUUUGGUGAUGAUUUGACUGCCGAGCAAAUAUUGGCUGUAGCAGAGUCUAUGGACAUGGAAGGGACUGACUGGCUGUCUUUUGCAACGUUGGACGACUACCAGAUCAUUGAUCCGAACAUCUAA